AUGGCAAGAUUAGUCGUUCAGUUUCUUGUUUUCAUUCUUAACCUUUCCAUUCUUGAGUACUCCUGUUGUCAACAACAGGAUACAUCAGUUGCCAGCGUCUCAACCUCUUGGAAAAACAACGUCUCUUCCACCGCUAUGGGAACCUUCACAUUUUCUGAUGGUUCUACUCUUAGGCCUAUCCUAGCAAUUUACUCUUAUCGCCAGCUAAAUUUCACCUUUGGUUUCUUCAAGGAUGCAACUAGUGAUUCCUUUUAUCUUUCCAUACUUAAACAUCCACUCUCCACAAAUUCAUCCUUCAAUUUUUCAAAUUAUCCACCAGCAGUUCUUUGGUGUGCUAAUCGAGAACACCCAGUGGGAGAGAAUUCUAGUCUUGAAUUUAAAGCCAACGGAAACUUGGAGUUGAGAGACACAGAUGGUACGCUUGUUUGGUCGACCAACACCUCUGAUGCCUCUGUUACGCGAAUGUUUCUAUUGUUUGGAGGAAAUUUGAGACUUGUCAAUGGCAGCAAUGGUGUGCAAUGGGAGUCUUUCGAUUAUCCAACUGACACAUGGGCUCCUAACCAGCUGCUGCAUUAUGGCCAGAUGUUAACAUCUAGUGUUUCUCCAUCCAAUUUCUCUACAGGCUUGUUCUAUCUCUCUGUCGCUGAUGAUGGUGUUUAUGCUUUCAAUGAAUCAAAUCCUCAAACCUUUUAUCAGAGACUAUUUUCAUAUAAUGGUGACUUUACCACAUUUAACUUUGGCAUUGGGUCCUUGAAUCAAUUGCCAAAUUAUGUAAAGUACGAACCGAAAGGUAGAGACUUCCAGUAUAUGAGGCUUGAUCCAGAUGGGCAUCUGCGGGUUUAUCAACUGAUUGAUGGGUACAAAAACGGUGUGGUAUCUGAUCUCUUUAGCAAUGAUUCUUUUACACGGCAGGAAUCAGCAAAGAAAAGGGGACCAUCUUCAGUUAAAAAACUAGCAAUCCCUAUUCCUGCUUCCUUGUCAUUCGUUAUUGUUUGUGUUUAUGGAGCUAUUUGGUACGUAAAAAGAAAGAAAAAGAAUGCAAAACAAAAGGAUAGAAGAGAAUCCGCAGGACAGGAAGCAGAAGGAAAUGAAUCUAUGAAUCGAGUAGAAGAUGUGCUGACAAGUUUCUCUUAUAGAGACCUUAAAUCAGCUACGAACAAUUUUGAUCCUAGAUCAAAGAUUGGUCGGGGAGCAUUUGGAGAGGUAUUUAAGGGUACCUUAAAUGGCAAAACAGUAGCAGUAAAAUGUCUUUCUGGUUUCCGAGAAGGACGAAGAGAUUUCGAGGCAGAGGUGCAGACCUUGGGCCGAAUUCACCAUGUUUGUCUGGUGAAGCUCAUUGGGUAUUGCAUCACAAGAUCGAAGAGACUUCUAGUUUACGAGUACGUGUGCAAUGGAUCAUUGGAUAAAUGGAUUUUCCACAGAAAUGGAGGACAGCCUCUUGGGUGGGAAAUUAGAAAGAACAUUGUUUUAUCCAUUGCAAAAGGACUCUUGUAUCUCCAUUCGUUUUGCAAUCCACAAAUUAUUCACUUUGAUAUCAAACCCCAAAAUAUUCUCUUGGAUGAAAAUUUCAUGGCCAAGAUUUCUGAUUUUGGUUUAGCAAAAUUGAUAGAAGGAGAACAAAGUCGUGUGUGGACACUCAAAGGAACUCCAGGUUAUAUCGCUCCUGAGUUGUUGACUGGAAACAAUAUUACAUCCAAGGUUGAUGUUUACAGCUUUGGCAUAGCAAUCCUGGAGAUUGUUUGUGGACGCAAGAAUUCAAGCCAAAAUGAUGAUCAAGUACUCGUUGAUGUAGUGAAGAGCAAAGUGGAAGAAGGUCAACUAUCUGACUUAGUUGACAAGCAACCAGAUAUCCAAGCAAAUAUGGAUGAAGCUGUUAAAAUGUUGGAGAUUGCUAUACACUGCCUACAGCCUUACCGUAGAAGGCCUUCCAUUUCUACUGUUGUGAAAUUUAUUGAAGGUUUAACGCCAAUGGAGCGGAUUACUGACUACAGCUUCUUAGCAAUUCUCCCAGAAGACACCAAUCAAGAUAUACCUGCUAGCCUGCCCCUCGUGGGAUCAAUCUUAUCAGGUCCUCGGUAA
Hevea brasiliensis (rubber tree) is the source of this 2079-nucleotide messenger RNA. RefSeq names its product G-type lectin S-receptor-like serine/threonine-protein kinase SD2-5. Gene Ontology annotation, molecular function: ATP binding; protein kinase activity. Bases 1 to 2079 code for a protein of 692 amino acids. The record is from RefSeq and is a predicted model, not a curated record. Gene Ontology annotation, biological process: protein phosphorylation. The transcript has a single exon. Lineage: Eukaryota; Viridiplantae; Streptophyta; Magnoliopsida; Malpighiales; Euphorbiaceae.